Molecule: messenger RNA, 882 nt
Organism: Adineta ricciae
Lineage: Eukaryota; Metazoa; Rotifera; Eurotatoria; Adinetida; Adinetidae
Source: the annotation of a GenBank genome assembly
AUGGCUGUUGAAGGAAAACGAAUAAUUGUGGUUGCUGGUGGUACUGGAGGAAUUGGUCGACAUAUUGUUGAUGAUCCUUCGACACUUAGUGAUUUAACAGAAAAAGGUGUUAUUGUUGUUCAAGUUGAUUAUUCCAAUCAUGAAUUAUUGGUAAAAGAAUUACAAGGAGUUCACACUGUAAUUGUGACAUUAAUUUCUCUUGAUGAAUCAUCAAUUUAUUCUCAAAUAAAUCUUCUUAAUGCUUCAUUAGAAGCGAAAGUGAAACGAUUUGCCCCAUCAGAAUGGGCUGGAAAACAUGAAGAAACGAGUCCUAUUGAACUUUAUAAAUUUCUCAAAUUACCUGUUCGAGAAAAGGUGAAAGCUUCUGGAAUUGAAUAUACAAUAUUUGUUAAUGGAAUUUUUAUGGAUUAUUUUGCAUCACCACAACGAGCAAGUGCAUCAUUACCUUCUCUUACUGUUGGUAUAGAUUUUAAUAAAUGUCAAGCAGAUCUUUUUGGAACAGGAAAUGAACCAUUUUGUAUUACUCGUGCUGAUGAUGUGGGUAAAUUUGUUGCUGCUGCACUUGAUCUUGAUAAAUGGGAUGAAUAUACAGGUAUGAUUGGAAGUCGAAUUACAUGGAAUGAAUUAAUCAAAUUAGGAGAGAAAAUUCGAGGAAAACAAUUUCAUGUAAAAUAUUCAUCUAUAGAUGAAGUUGUUCAACUUGCAAAAGAUACAAAUGAUGAUAUUAUGAAGAAAUUUAUGUAUCAAGUUCAUGUAAGUUUAAUACAAGGAGAAUUUGAUUAUGAAGAUACUUUAAACAAAAAAUGUCCACAAGUUCAACCAACAACAAUUGAAAAUUUUCUUCUUCAAUGGUGGGGUGAUAAACAAGGACAAGUUCUCUAA